Messenger RNA from Onychomys torridus (southern grasshopper mouse), 3891 nucleotides. RefSeq names its product cyclin B3 (gene Ccnb3). Gene Ontology annotation, molecular function: cyclin-dependent protein serine/threonine kinase regulator activity. Gene Ontology annotation, biological process: mitotic cell cycle phase transition; regulation of cyclin-dependent protein serine/threonine kinase activity. NCBI's taxonomy places the organism in Eukaryota, Metazoa, Chordata, Mammalia, Rodentia, Cricetidae. The transcript has 10 exons. Gene Ontology annotation, cellular component: cytoplasm; cyclin-dependent protein kinase holoenzyme complex; centrosome. The record is from RefSeq and is a predicted model, not a curated record. The coding region runs from base 1 to 3891 and encodes 1296 amino acids.
AUGCCACCACCACUACUACCCCAAAGCUCCAAAGUGGAGACUGAGAAAGCUCAGUGUAGCAAGAUCGUGCCCAGUGAGGAGGACCAAUUUGAAAAGAGUGGAGAGGAUAACCAUACAACAUCUUCACCUUCAUCUCAAGACACAGUAAAAAAGAGAUCAGCUUUUGAAGAUCUCACUAAUGGUUCUCAAAGUCAAAUUGUCCAGUCGAAGAAGGAAGACAACACAGAGCUUAAGAGCCAUGUUUCCAAGAGGACAAGCAAGGAAAUGAGUGAAAUUACUCAUAUAAAAACUUCUAAGUUUGGACUUGUCACCUCACUGUCAAACAUGGAGAGACAGUUUAUUCUGGAUAUACCCACCAAGUCUAAAACACUAACUACUAAGGAACCAUCUGUCUUUCAAAAGACAUUAGUUUUCAAUGAGGAAUCUGCUACUGAAGAGACAAGCCUUGUGAAGAAGACAUUACAGAGUUGUGCAUGUCAUCAGGAGACAUUUUUAGUGGAGGAGCCACUAACCUUGCUGGAGGAGACUGAAGAUUACAAUGAGUUUGAUAUAGAGCCGAUGACUUCGAAAAGGAAGGAUAAGCCCAAAGAAGCAGACAUCACUGAGAAGAUGAUUGAUUUAAAGAAGCCUGUCACCAGGAAGGCAACUCUCACCUUGAAUGCGACUCUCACCUCAAGUCCAUUAUCUUUAAAGAAUAAAUAUGCUAUUCCAGAAGAGAAGCAUACUAUUCGAGGGAAGAGUUCAUUCAAGAAGAAAUUAUUAGAAGUAAAGAUGGUAACAAGUAGAGAGAAGUCAGUAAUUAGAAAGCCAGUUUUCAAGAAAAAGAAUCCUACCACUGAGAUGAAGUCUUUGUCACAGGAGCCCUCUUUACUGCAAGAGAAAUAUAAUGCUCAAGAGGAGGCAACCAUCUUUAAGAAGCCAUGGGUGUUACAAGAAAAUACAAAUAGUGAAGAUGACACAGAACCAGUUGGAUUUAAGGGGAAACAUACUACCAAUGAAGCAACCCACACAAAAAAGCUAUCCUCUUUUAAGCCAGUCACCCAUGAACAUGAGCCAUUGUCCUUUAAGAAGUCUACCUCCAAGAAAGGUGCCCAUUUCCAAGGGCCGUCUGCAUUACCAGAUAAGCACAUGGCGCAUGUGGCGGUGUCCUCUGUGGAGAAGUCCUUGGCUCUGAAGAAGCCCACUACUGAGGAGGAGGUGUUGCAUGUUCACAUCGCUCCAGCUUUGAAGAAGUGGCACAGGAUGGAAGAAGCCCCUGGCAUGAAGAAGCACUCCCCUUUAAAGAAGCAGCAGGGUCUCACUAAAAAGAGACAUCUCAAUAACCCUGCAGCGCAAGAGCCAGUCACCAGUGAGCCAUUGUCCUUUAAGAGCUCUACCACAGAGAAAGAGCCCACUUCCCAGCGUCCGUCUGCAUUACAAAAGAGGCACACUAGUCCUGGGGUAUUGUCCAAGUUGAAGAAGCUCCAUGCCCCACAAAAACGUCCAAUUGAGGAGGAGCCACAUUUUACAUUUGCACCAGCUUUUAAGAAAAGGCACAUCAUGGAGGAGCCAGCCUCCACCCAGAAGCCUUUAACUUUAGAGAUGCAGCAGACUGUUACUCAAGGGACAGUGUUCCAUUUAAAAAAUCCACUAGUAUUACAGACAGCCACUUCAGGAGCAGAGCCACUGACUAAGGAGCCAAUGCCCUUUAAGAAAGAAAAUACAGAUUUACUGAAAAAAAAGUGUGCUCCUCACAUAAUUCCCCUCUGGCCAGCACAGUCCGAGUGGCUAGAAAAGUUUAAUGACCCUAAGAAUUUGUUCUCUAAAAAGCCUGGAUCACUUAGGAAUGAGACUAUAACUAGCUUCCAAGAGAAUACAGCUUCACUGAAUGAAAAGUACUCCAUUCCACAGAAACUACCCACCCCAAUGCCAUUGGCCUCAGAGGAGAAGACCACCAGUCAAGAGUCAGGGACUUUAAAUGAUAACAAGAUACUUUUCUGUCCAGAGUUGGUUUUCCCUGGUAGUUCUGCUGAUGAAGAUCCAUUUAAAUUCCAGCAGUCUUUGAACUUGCAAGAGAAGACUGAUAGAGAAAAUGACUCCCACAAAAAACUGCUCAACUCACAGGACAGUGUUUCCGAAGAAGAGUCCUUUUUAAGAAAGCUCUUUUGUAAGGACGGAUAUCCUUGUACUGAGGAAUCGAGCCAAGAGAGGCCCAUUGCUCUAGAGCAGGAAUUUGUCUUUAAGAAGGUAUUGGAAGAGACUAGCAGUGGUGAUGUUGAUGAAUCUAGUCAUCAUUCACCACACUUUCAAAAGUUCUUCAGCACUAAGGAGGAGGCCUCUGAGGAACCUUUAAAUGUUCAGGAGGAGCUCAGCAUAGAGAAGAUGGCUGUGCUCCUGGAGCCAUUGACCACACAAGAUAAUUCUAUGAAGGAGGCUUUCCUCAAGAAGUGCACUGACACAGAAGCUCACUACAAGAAAUUCUUGACCUCGCAGGAGACAACCAGCAUCAAGGAAGAGGCAACUCUGAAAGGGCCCUUGGAUUCACAGGAGAAGACUGGAGCUGAGUUGGUGACUGUUCUGAAGGAGUUGCUGGUCAUAGUGAAGAAGCCCAAUGUGGAGAAUGUAGUCUUGACCUCUCAGGAGAAAGCACCCAGUGAUGCAGAGGUUUUCUUGAAUGAAGUAUUGGAAUUGGUGGAGAAACCUAAAAUUGAGACAGAGUCUACUCUGGAGAAGCCCUUGGCUUUGCAGGAGAACCCUAGCACUCAAACACAGGUGAGCCUGAAGGAGUCAUUGGCCUUAACAGAGAAUCCCAGCAUUGAGAAGGCAAGCUUCCAGGAGUCUUGGACCUUUGAUCAUAAGCCUGACAUUGAGAAGGAUGAUGGAACCAGAAAGACAUUAACUGUUGAGGAGUCUACAGAGACGUUGGCACUGAACGAGGGACUCACUGCUGCAGACCAGUUGUUCUUCACAGAUAUGCCAGCUUUGGAAGAGACUACUAUUAUUGAUGAGGAGGCUUUUUUCAAAUCAUUCCUUGUCUCUCACCAUGAGAAUAACCCUUAUGUGUCCAGCAAUGCUUUAGAAUCCCAAACAGACAAUUCCAGUGCUGUCAUGCCCAUUAUAGAGAGCUUCAGUCCUGUUAUGAACUCCAGUCCAUAUGAAUCUGAUUCUCAUGACCUUCAGUUAGCUGUCGGCGGAAGACAGCCUGAGAUAAUCAUGCUGGAAGACAGUGACACAGUGGAAAGUAUUGAAAAGGAAGAUGAGGAUCUAACACGCAACACUAUAUAUACCAAGGAAAUCUUCACUUACUUGAAGCAGAGAGAGGAAAAGUUCAUAGUCACGAAAUACAUGGACAGACAGUUGGAACUCACCAGUGAUAUGAGAGCCAUUCUUGUGGACUGGUUGGUGGAAGUUCAGACGUCCUUUCAGAUGAAUAACGAGACACUGUAUUUGACGGUGAAGUUAGUGGAUCACUACCUGAUGAAGGCACAGUGCAAGAAGGAUCACCUACAACUCCUGGGAUCCACUGCCUACAUGAUUGCAGCCAAAUUGGAGGAAUCCUAUCCACCUUCUCUGCCGGAGUUCCUUUACAUUUGUGAAGAUCUUUAUCAGCAGCGUGAUAUGACUUCCUUGGAAAUGAACAUCCUGAAAACCCUCAACUUUGACAUCAAUAUUCCUACUGCAUAUAAUUUUCUGCGUAGAUAUGCUUCGUGUACCCAUGCUAGCAUGAAGACACUAACCUUGUCCCGCUUCAUCUGUGAGAUGACCCUGCAGGAAUAUGAAUAUGUCCAAGAGAGGCCUUCAAAGGAUCUGAAUUCAUACUCCAUGGUUACUUGUUCAGCCAUGCUCAUAGCUGCCCUAUUCACAAUAGCUAGGAAAUGGAAACAGCCUGAAUGUCCCUCAAGUGAUGAAUAG